Gadus chalcogrammus (walleye pollock) is the source of this 1041-nucleotide messenger RNA. RefSeq names its product Wnt-activated inhibitory factor 2 (gene tpbgl). The record is from RefSeq and is a predicted model, not a curated record. Lineage: Eukaryota; Metazoa; Chordata; Actinopteri; Gadiformes; Gadidae. Gene Ontology annotation, biological process: negative regulation of canonical Wnt signaling pathway. Bases 1 to 1041 code for a protein of 346 amino acids. Gene Ontology annotation, molecular function: protein binding. The transcript has a single exon. Gene Ontology annotation, cellular component: plasma membrane.
AUGCAUGGGGGGGCGUGGAUGCUGUAUUCCGUGUUUCUGGACCAGCGGCUCGUCUGUUUCGCGGUGCUCCUGUUCUUUAUUCCCGUCGGAGGGGACUACUGCCCCCCGUUCUGCCUCUGCGCCAGAGAGUCUGGGACCGUCACCUGUCGCGGGGGAGAGCACCCCGGGGUGCCGGGGGCCAUCCCGGAUUGGGCUUCCACUUUAAUCCUCCGGGGGAACAACUUGACAACUUUACCGCGUUGGGCGUUCUGCCCCAGCGGCGCGCGGCGGCCGCUCGUGACGCUGUCGCUGUCGCACAACGGGAUCCGCGUGAUCGAGCCGCACGCCUUUCAGGGACUCACUUCUCUGCUUGUGUUGGAUUUGAGUCACAACCGGCUGGUAUCCAUCUCACCGGGAGUGUUCUCAGGUUUACUUGAACUCCGCUCGCUGAACUUCAACCAGUCCCUCGCGCCGCUCGCCGCCGUGCAGCUCGUGAACGCCCUCAGUCUCGGAGAACAUCUGCGCAGCCUCCACAGACUGGACCUGGCGGGAAACCACCUGACGUCCGUCCCGCUGGGAAUCCACAUGUCCAACCUGCACACGUUAGUGCUGACGAACAACUCGAUCCAGACCGUCGGCCGGGACCACGUGGCUACGCUCUACCAGCGACCACGCAUGCGCAUCUACCUGUCCCUGAACCCUUUCUGGUGCGGCUGCGAGCUUGAGGCGUUCUACUCCUGGCUGAGGAACUCCUCCCAGGUCCCCGACGUGGGGGCCCUGGUCUGCAGCGGGCCUGGGGCCCGGCAGGGGGUCCGGCUGGAGCACCUCCAGGAGGAGGAGCUGGGCUGUGCGGACCAGGACCUGGAGGCGGUCUCGUAUGUGUUCCUCGGUCUGGUGUUGGCCUUGAUCGGGGUGGUGUUUCUGAUGGUGCUCUACCUCAACCGAGGGGGCAUCAAACGCUGGCUGAACAACAUCAGAGAGGCGUGCCGCGACCAGAUGGAGGUUUACCACUACCGCUACGAGCAGGACUCCGACCCCAGGCUGGCCAAUGUAGCCGUGUAG